UGCUCAGUUCUUUUGCCUAUGACGUCAAUUUUGCAAUUCAUUAAUGAAAUCUGUCCUUUCUGUCCAUUAAAUUAUGUAGCAUUAGCUAAUAAAUGUUGCCGGGUGAUAGAUCUUGUGGACCAGAGGAAUGUUCAGGGAUCUCCUAAUGGCUUCCGGCUGUCGCUGCUCUAAUGUCAUUAAACAUUUCUUCUGGUUAUGUGAAGGUAAGAAAAGAAUAAGACAGCGGUAGACACCUAUGUUUAUGUACAUGUCUGUUCUUCCGUAAUAAAAGCCUGUGAGGGAUUUCAGCCUCUUCAGAGCCACUAGAGGCAGCCAAGCUAAAUAAAUGUCCGUGCACGAAUAAGGAAAAGGGGGGUGGAUUAGAAUAAAGCACAUAGCAGCUUUUGCUGCUAUGAAAUCUCAACCAGAGAUCAGCUGCAGGAAAGAAAUUCUGGGAUCUUGCGGGAAGCCUGCAGACACCGACAGCCUGGAAUAGCAGCAGACUAUAUGCACGCACAAAUGGCUCGGGCUCCACAACCAGAUUAAAGUAAAUCUAAUCACUGAAGAAUAUGUUAAAGUAUCAACUAAACAGCAAUCUGUGCUCCAUGGCAAUACCAUGAAUGGUGGAACACGACGCUUUAGUGGCGCCCAAUGGCACCUGCAGAAAAUUGUGAAUGACUCCGUGGACAGCUCAGACGAUGAGUUCUUUGAUGCCAGAGAGGAGGUUGUUGAAGGUAAAAGUGCCAUCCUUAUUGGGAUGAGUCAGUGGAACUCCAAUGACUUAGUUGAACAGAUUGAAACUAUUGCGAAGUUGGAAGAAAGCCCAGGAGAUCUCUACCGGGUACAUGGAAGAAAACACAGGUGCCCCAGACAGAGCAGUUUUGAGAUACAUGAAGACAAUGAGGAUGUGGGCUCACAAAACAGCUGUAAAACACACGUUCUUGCUCUUGUUCUACAUGGUGGAAGUAUACUCGAUACAGGAGGAGGGGAUAUCAACAGCAAGAUGGCCGAUGUCAACACCUUCAGCUCAGUUUUUGAGAAGGUGACCAGAGCUCAUUUUCCAGCAGCUCUUGGGCACAUCUUAGUCAAACUGGUCCCUUGUCCUGCAAUAUGUUCUGAAGCUUUCUCGCUGGUUUACAAUCUUAACCCUUACAGCUACGAUGAGAACUGCCUGAACAUUAGUGAAGAUCACAUCCCACUUGCUGCCUUGCCACUGCUGGCCAUCUCUUCUCCUCAAUACCAAGAUGCAGUUGCUAUGGUGAUCAGCAGAUCAAACCAAGUUUACAAUGAAUUUCUCAAGUCUCCUGAUGGAGCCGACUUUAAUGGACAGGUCUGUCUGAUCGGGGACUGUGUUGGAGGUAUCCUGGGUUUUGAUGCUCUGUGUUAUAGUGCCAAGACACCUGGAGAGAGUCAAAACAGCAGUCGGCGGGGAAGUGUCAGCAGCAUACAGGAUAAUCCUUUUUUAUCAAAUGAAAGCAGCGAGAACCUGAGAGGCACUAAGCGGCUCAGCAAAAGCAAUAUUGACAUCUCCGGAGUUUUGGAUAAUGCAGAACCCAGGCCGCCAUUACAAAGGAAACAGAGUGAUUCUUCUACCUAUGACUGUGAUACCAUAACACAACACCAUGCAUUCCUGUCCAGCAUCCAUUCCAGUGUCCUGAAGGAUGAUGUGGACUUUCCCAGAAUGGUCAGCUCCAAUCUCUGUGAGGAACAUCUGGGCCGUUUUGACUUUGAAGUGUCAGACUUUUUCCUGUUUGGUUCUCCACUGGGCCUGGUAUUGGCUAUGAGAAGGACAGUUUUGCCCGGACUAGAUGUGUGCCGGGCCCGUCCUGCUUGUGGUCAGGUUUACAGUUUUUUCCAUUGUGCUGAUCCAUCCGCCUCAAGACUGGAACCUUUGCUGGAGAAGACAUUUCACAUGCUUCCACCAUUCAAUGUUCCAAGAUACCAGAAAGAUCCCCUGGGAGAUGGAAAGUCUUAUCUAUUAGUGGAUGCCAUUCAAGCUUGUAGUGCAGCAUUUGUAGAGACCACUGCCAGCAACAACUCUUCUACAGAGACACAGGCGUCCUCCAAACUAUCAACACCGACACAAGUUAAAGCCAGGCGGUCUAGCCUAGUGAGCAUGAGCAGUGAAAUGUCUAGUUCUUCAGAAAGCUUGCCAUCUGCAAAAAUUGCUAACAUUACCGCUAACUGGUGGGGAACAAAGCGCAUUGAUUACGCCUUAUACUGUCCUGAUGUACUCACCGCCUUUCCAACGGUAGCUCUACCACACCUCUUCCAUGCCAGUUACUGGGAAUCAACAGAUGUGGUGGCCUUCAUUCUAAGACAGCUUAUGAGAUAUGAGAGUGUUCAGAUACAACAGAAGGAAGGAAUCGAUACCAUGAACAUGAGUCCCUCAAGUCGCCAAGAGAAAUGGCUGCGAAAGAGGAAUCACGUCAAACUGCGUAAUGUUACAGCCAAUCACCGAGUCAAUGAUGUGAUUGCGGUGGAAGGAGGAUCUCAGAUCUUAGUUGGUCGGUUCAUGUAUGGCCCUCUAGACAUGGUAGCUCUGACAGGUGAAAAGGUAGACGUUCUUAUUAUGAUGGAGCCUUCCAGUGGAAGAUGGGUUUACUUCGACACAGAGAUAUCCAAUAGCAGUGGACGAGUCUUCUAUACCAUACCAGAGGAUAAAAGGUUGGGUGUUGGAGUCUACCCCAUCAAAAUGGUUGUAAGAGGGGAUCAGAGCAGUGCACAAAGUUACCUCACUGUGCUUCCUCGAGGGAUGGAGUGUGUCGUUUUCAGCAUAGAUGGCUCUUUUGCAGCAAGCGUGUCGAUUAUGGGGAGUGAUCCUAAAGUCAGGGCUGGAGCAGUGGAUGUUGUCAGGCACUGGCAAGACCUUGGUUAUCUAAUAAUUUACAUCACUGGACGUCCAGACAUGCAGAAGCAAAGAGUGGUCUCCUGGUUAUCCCAGCACAAUUUUCCACAGGGCAUGAUCUUUUUUUCUGAUGGUCUUGUACAUGACCCCUUGCGUCAGAAGACUAUAUUCCUUCGGAACCUCAUGCAAGAGUGUCACAUUAAAAUUAGUGCUGCCUAUGGUUCAAUGAAAGAUAUUUCUGUGUACAAUGUUCUUGGCUUAUCGUCAUCUCAAAUCUAUAUAGUUGGACGUUCAGCCAAGAAGUAUCAGAAUCAAUGUCAGUUUAUUAAUGAAGGCUAUGCUGCUCAUUUGGCUACCCUGGAAUUUAGUCACCAUUCUCGUCCUAAAAAGAACAACUCCAGGAUGAUCCUAAGGAAGGGUAGCUUUGGUUUGCACACACAACCUGAGUUUCUAAGAAAAAGGAACCACCUUCGAAGGACUAUGUCUGUUCAACAACCUGAACCACCCUCUACAAAUCCAAAACCAGAGAGAGCGCAGAGCCAACCAGAGUCUGACAAAGAUCAUGAUCGACACUUAAACCCACUAUCCUGGGUGAGAAAUGCGAGCCACAAAUUUGAGCCCUCACCAUAACAAAAGACGUAGCGGUAUCCUUGGGUUAUAGUGCACAUUGCAAAUAGGCCUUGGAGAAUUGCAGAAAAGCUGUACAGCGUGAAACAGCAAUAUGGUGGAUCUGUGGUGGCUUCCAGCAAGACCAUUCCCUAAAAAUAACCACUUGAGUGUAGGCCAAGGUAUUUUAAUGUAUUUCCUGAUAUAGAGAUAUAAGGAAUAUGUGGCACACAAUUUCUCUUCUCCCUGUAGCAAUUACUGUAUCACUAAAUUAUUUUAGGACACCAUCAUAGACAGCGAAUAUCACAUUUCAGAUCAUAAAAGUUUGCAUUACCUGCUAAAAGCUUUAGGUAUAUUACUGUAUCAGCACUUGCCCAUCAUUUUGCUUAUAUUCAGUGCUCAGGAACCAAAAAAAGUGUCACUUGUGUGUAUUUGGCACAAGCACCCACAAAGAUCUCAAAAUAACAAAAAGAGUGUGGGAACACCAGAGACAUGAAGAUUAAGUACAUAUAUUCCUAACCAGAUAUAACCUGUUACGGUGCAUUGAGGCUAGUGUUAGCCUAGAUUUUCAUGUACAUGAACUUCUAAUGUGGAGCAAUGGUGGAAUUGAAAAGAUUACUGAUAAUAGCUCCAAUGCUGCUCACUUGGAUUGUGGCAUUUUCAGGUUCUGCAGAGUAUUACAGGUGGAAAGGGAAGAUGUAGUCACUCAUCAGUAGGUUAGCCCAUAUGGGACAGAUAUCUUAUAUAUUGUCAUUAGUCUUCACUAUGAUUUUGUGUAGGUUAUUUUUACCUGUCGCCUAAAAAAAAUGUGUUUAUAAAUGUUAUUCAAGAACACUGAAUAUCUUCAGACAUUGGUGACUAAAUAAUAUGGGGUGUAAUAUGUUUAUGUUAAGUUUAGAUGUUAUUAGAGAAUUUCAUGUUUAGUUUGCUGACGUCCCUAUGGCAUCCCAUAAUAUACAGAAGAUUGCAGUAAUAAUGUUUUUUUUUUCAUGGCUGUUCGUAAAUAUCUCAAUGCCCUAAAAUGCAUACAUUAAUCUGCAGGCAUCAUGUUAUUAAGCAGAAAGAGCUGAGCUGUUUGAUAUACAUGUUUGUGGGAAAAGAUUUAUUUUAACUAUUCAUUUAUUAAUCUAAACUUUUACUUAUUCUGGGUUUAGGAGUCAUACGGGUGGUCCUAAUAAAGGAUAGACAGUUAUCUUUAUAUGUAUAGGGGAGGCUGUCAGUCAAUAAGUAGGACCGCCCACUGGGCUCCUUAGCCCAGAAUAAGCAGUGGUUUAGAUGAAUAAAAUACAAGUUAUACUGAAUCUUUUCACACAAAUAUGUAAAUAAAGCUAUUUAGCUCGUUCUGCUUUAUAACAUGUUGCCUAAAGCUUGGUCUGCACCUGCCACCAUUUUUUACUGCACCUUUAAAUGCCUGUCAUCGCUACAUAGACGAUACGGAAAUAGGUUUAAACAUAUUGGGGAGAUUUAUCAAAUCCUGUCCAGAGGAAAAGUUGGUUCUUUCAUUUUUCAGAGGCCUUUCAUAAAAAUGAAAAAAGCAAGCUGAUUGGUUGCUAUGGACAACUCAGCAACUUUUCCUCUAGACAGGUUUUAAUAAAUCUCCCCCAUAGUACCUAUAGUGAUGUCCAUAGUGGUAGCGAGAGGAAACAUUUUAAUUACACACAUAUGCAAAGUGUCCUCUGGACGUUCCUGGGAAAUGUCCAAAACUCUGAUCAGUAAAGCUUCCCAAACCCCUCUACUUCACUCUUUAGAGCAAUACUGGUACUUACGAUGAUGCAGGGGAACACUAUAACUAUCACUGAAGAGAGAAUAGGGGGGGGGGGGUGGCUUUGGAAACACCUAGAACACAUUUAGCAUCUAAUAUGGCUGAACUGACCUAGUUUUUUUUUCCCCUCUAUAACUGGACUGUAUAAAAUAAAACAGAUUUUUGAACUAAUACCUCUGGACAAACAAAAUGUUGGUACAAUCUAGUGGGAGCAGGUAGUGAGUUGGAUUAUUUUUUAUUUAACAGGAAAAUAUCACCAAUUGCCGUCACGCCCCCUCCCAUAGACUUGCAUUCAGGGGGGGUGAUGUCAUGAGGGGGUGGGGCAAUGUCGUCACAAGCUCCCGACGCCGGCUCCAGCGUUUGGAACAGUUUGUUCCAAACGCUGAGCAGCGGAAAACCCCUUUAGAUUAGGUAGACAAAACAUCCAGGAAAUGAAGUGGCUGGAGAUAAAAUUGCACAAUUUUACCUCUAGAUUUGCACAGGUAAAAUCUUCAGCAGCUUAGACUACAUUAAAUGUAGCUGAGAUUUUAUACAUUUAUUCACAUUUUGUGCAUGGAAAAUUGAGUAUAAUGCACAUUUUCAAAUCUGCAGCAUUUUAUUCAGCAAAAUCUCCAGCAAUUUUUUUUUUUAAAACAUCUAGGGAAAUUAUGAAAAUUUAGCUACACUUUGGAAAGUUUGUGCAGCGUGCAUCUAAAUGUACCAGUAUAACAUACAAAUACAAAUAGAUGUUCAUAUAUCCAACUCAGAUGAACAAAUUGUUGGACAAAUUUCAGGGUGAAUUCAUUUUCAUUCCCAAGUUUGAGAUUCAGUAAACCAAUUAUUUAAUUUCAUUCUUUUUCCAAAUGUUAUAUAAUUUUAAAUACCGUAUACAGUGUAAUAAUACAAUAUAAUAAAAUAGCAGGUAGCUCGGGUAGUUGUUGCUCUUCUGCUACAUAAGAAGGCCAAUGUUCCAAAGUUUAGACUUAUGAAUUAGCAAUCCUAACAAAAAGCAACUCAGUCUGUUGCAAAAACUAAAAUAUAGCAUUUUGUCCAUUUUUGAAAACAGUGGCAAUAUUUUGCCUUAGCCUCUUGUUAUGAGUUUGAUUAUUAUUAGCAAUGUUUUAUUAUGUGAGAUUAACCCCUUUUUUCCACUAUUCUAAUAAGGUGUUCUUGAAGAAACAGUGCAGUGUCCUGCUUUGCCUUAGUUCAAAUAUAACCAAUACUGAGUCGUUUUAUUAAAGUGCACUGGAAUCUGGCAGGUUUUAACUUUGUAUAAUGUGAAAACAGUAUUUAAUGUCAUGAUUCACAUCGGUGGUAUAGUCCUAAUGGUAGGUUAGCUGUAGCUAUCGCUCUAAAUCCUCAGCGUUACCUCUUGUAAGUAUUGGUGUUGUUCAUUCAUUAACCACUAAACCUCCUAGUGCCUCUUGUAUGAAAGGAGAAAGUGCAGGGUAGCAAUUAUUCCGACAAAGACAAGGCUAAUACCUAAUGUUUGCUUGGUAGACCAAACCGACCUUUCCCAAAUAGAAGGUCAUUAUUCUGAAAGGGACCAGGAGACCUCUUUUUGCAAUGUUGGGAAACGGCAUUGAACUGUGCACAGGACAUACAGCGAUCCUUCCUGACAGAGGUGGCGUGUAUAUAAUUACAAGUUUCGUAAACACUUCUGUGAUAUUUUUAGUCAAAGCUUUAACAGCAGUUGGUAAUCUGUAUAUGCUUUCUCUUUACUAGUUGUUUGGUUGGCUAAGUCCUGUUGGAUAUGUUAUCUGUAUAAAAGGUAUAGUUGUUAAACGUUUUAAUAUAGAGCAUGGCUGAUGCCACAACUUGAAUUAUGUACCUUUUUAUUUUUUUAUAAUCUGCAAUAAUGCAAUUUGUUUGCUGGGUUACCAACAGGAAAUGGUAAGAGACUGAAGUCAUAUGAGUGUAAACUGGUGGAGUCAAUACUCAGGAACACAAUAGCCCAGAUCUAUCAACGUUGUCUACUUAGGCUGGGUUCACAUCAGGUUUUCUCCCAUAUGGGAGCACAUACGGCAGGGGGGAGCUAAAACCUCGCACUCCCUUAUGUAAUUCAUUUCAAUGAGCUGGCCGGAGUGAAACGUUCCGUUCGGCUUAUUUUUGCGCCGUAUGCGCUUUUUCCCCGGACCUAAAACUGUGGUCAACCAUGGUUUGAGGUCCGGUUGUAAAAGCGCAUACGGGGCAAAAAUUAGCUGACCUGACCGAACGUUUCACUGCAGCCGGCUCAUUGAAAUUAAUGACAUACGGGAGGCAUACGAAGGCAUACGGGAGUGCGAUGUUUUAGCUCUCCCCUGCUGUAUGCGCUCCCGUAUGGGAGAAAACGUAGUGGGAACCCAGCCUUACUUAGCGCAAAGUGAAACCUGACAAUCUGAGGACAUGUUUGAUCGCAGUAGCUCAUUCUGUUUGCUACAUUCCGUGUAUCUUUAGACUUGACAAACUUUUUCAGCCUGCAUUUAUCACAAACAUGUUGAGAAAUUAAAUUGACUGAAUGCAAUGUUAAGGAGAAAACUCUUUGAAUUGGACAGGAAGAUUGCACAUAAAUGAGAAAAAGGUGAUAUGAGCCACAAUGUGCCAGGAUUGUACUAUGCGAAAUUGAGGUGCACAAAGAAUGAUAAAUCUGGGCCAAUGUGUUCUAAUUAAAAAAGAUUAACCAAACUGAGAAUUUUACUGAUCGGUGGGAAGUUUGAGACCAUUUAUGAAUUAUGUAAUGUAUUAUAUAUGGGGCUUUAUGGUUCUCCUUUUUCAUUUAGGCUGAAAGUCAAUUUUACAAACAUGAGAAUGAAGAGAAUUCCUUUAUAUUAAGAAAUUGUGAUUAUAUAUCAGUGUUGUAGAAACUGCUCUAAGGGUAGGUUCACACCACGUUUUUGCAAUACAGUUCCCGUAUCAGGUUUUUGAAUAAAAAACAGAUUCCCGAAAACUGAACUAAAUUGUAUGAAAACAUGUUUACAAAUUUUGAUCCAUAUACAGUUGAAAACCGUGUAAGGUUUGAAAAAUGAUGUCCAGUUGCAUCCGUUUUUUAAGAAAAAAAAACGUAUACGUUUUUAACUUUUCAUUCCCCAUUAUGAAUUAAGUUUCACUUGUUUGAUUGAAAUUCCAAGAAAAAAACUGUGCAAAGUAAAAAAAACCAUAUGGUGCAAACCGGAUGGAACCUUGUGCAUAUACGGUUCCCCUUGACUCCCAUGUAAAAAAAAAAAAAAAAAUGUUUAUGUUUCAAUAUGUUUCAACAAUACCUGAUGCAUCUUUUGGCAUACGGUUUUCAAUGGAGAGUCAAUGCAUACGGUUUUCAAUACGGUUCUGUACGGUUUUCAAAUUGAAAACAUAUACGGGAACUGCAUUGCAAAAACGUGGUGUAAACCCAGUCCAACCUAAAAGGAAGACAGCAGAUUCAAGAUCUACUAUUUCUGCAACCAGCCUACCUAUAAAACCUAUGACGUAUUCUAAAAAACUCUCCAGACUAAAGUUAUGCACUGUGUUAUAUAUACCUAGUGAAGAGCUUAAGGAAGUAGUACCUGACACAAGGAUUCAGAGAACACCAAAGUGAGCAUCCCUACUUCACGAAUCAUACCUUUGGGGCCUGCAUUAAAAGGGGUACUCCACUACCUCAGCGUUUGGAACAUUUUGUUCCGAAGGCUGAGUGCGGGCUUGUGACGUCAUGGCCAUGCCCCCUCAAUGUUAGUCUAUGGGAGGGGGUGUGGUGAUGUCACAAGCCCCAAAACCCACACUCAGCGUUCGUAACAAAAUGUUCCGAGAGCUAAGGCAGUGUAGUACCCCUUUAAGCAUAGACAAGCAUAAUACGGCUGCAUUUUUGUGGCUCUAUUACAGCAUUAAAGGGGUUGUCCAGGUAUUGCAGCUCAGCUCCAUUGAAGUGAAUAGGACCAAACUGCAGAACUACACACAACCUGUGGACAAGGUUGGUGCAGUUUUUUUUGCAAGAAGCAGCGUUUUUCUAAUGCUGGACAACCUCUUUAAGUCCCUGGUCAACUGCGGGUCUAUUCAUCCAAACCAUAGGCAUUAUAGAUCCCUUGGGUUCUCUGAUGCUUUCAGUUUGGGUGACUUGACCCAUGGUCCGGCCUGGAUAUGCACUUGUAAUAUGGCUACAGAAAUGCAGCCGUAUAUUGCUUGUCUGAAAUCAGCCUAAAACAGGGUAUGAGAUUUAUUCAUAGGGGAAAUUUAUCAUUACUUGCACCAGUGACAAAAUUGCUAAAAAUAAAAAAAAUGAUUUCGCAAACGUCAUAUUUGCACCGAAAAUAUUUUCGUAAAUUCUGCUACUCUAUGCUAGUGCAGAGAAUGAUAUUUGCUAUGUUCCCUUAAAGUGGCCCUUUUGACUCUUUGGUGUGUAAAUAUAUAUCUAUCAUGCCCUUCUAUAUUAUUUCUGACCUCUUCUUAUUUAUCUAAACAGUUAAACUUGUCCUAAAGCUGUGUUUAUACAUGUGGAUCUGGUAUGUUCUCAUUCUGAUCUAUAGUCAAAAGAAGUUACUGUAAUUUGCCUUUCGGCACACCUAUACUGCCAUCUAGAGGAUAUUCUCACUAAAUAAAAAUAAACUGUAAUUUCCAUAAAUAUUCCAACACACCAUUGUCCUCUAAAUGGUGGUCCUCCAGAUGUUGCAAAACUACAACUCACAGCAUGCUCGGACAGCCGUUGGCUGUCCGGGCAUGCUGGGAUUUGUAGUUUUGCAACAUUUGAAGGGUCACAGUUCUGAGAUCAAUGUUCUACAACAUACAUUAGACAAACUUUGAAAUAAUGUAACUUUUUUAAGGGAAACCAGUAAUAAACUUUGUUAUUUUUUCCAGUCUGUAGUUAAAAAGUUUGAGUGCCUAUUAAAUACUACAAAAUAUGUUUGUUUUUUUUAUAAUAAAAAAAUUUAGACAUCACUGACACCUAAUGAAAUACAUUUUAAACCACUCUCCAUGUAAAAACCCGUGAAUGGACCAUUAGACCAUACUGCUUUAAGGGAUCAAAAUACAGUAUUUUCUUUUUAAUAGAAGAUACAGUCAUGGCCUUAAAUGUUGGCACCCCUGAAAUUUUAAAGAAAAUUAUGUAUUUCUCACAGAAAAGGAUUGCAGUAAAACACAUUUUGUGUUUAUUCCCUUUGUGUGUAUUGGAACUAAACCAAAAAAGGGAGGAAGAAAAGCAAAUUGGACAUAAUGUCACACCAAACUCCAAAAAUGGGCUGGACAAAAUUAUUGGCACCCAUAACGUAAUAUUUGGUUGCACACCCUUUGGAAAAUAUAACUGAAAUCAGUCGCUUCUUAUAACCAUCGAUAAGCUUCUUACACCUCUCAGCCAGUAUGUUGGACCACUCUUCCUUCGCAAACUGCUCCAGGUCUCUCUUAUUGGAAGGGCGCCUUUUCCCAACAGCAAUUUUAAGAUCUCUCCACAGGUGUCCAAUGGGAUUUAGAGCUGGACUCAUUGCUGGCCCCUUCAGAACUUUUCAGCGCUUUGUUGCCAUCCAUUUCUGGGUGCUUUUUGACAUAUGCUUGAGGUCAUUGUCCUGCUGGAAGACCCAAGAUCUCGGACACAAACCCAGCUUUCUGACACUGGGCUGUACAGUGCGACCCAAAAUCUGUUGGUAAUCUUCAGAUUUCAUUAUGCCUUGCACACAUUCAAGGCACUCAGUGCCAGAGGCAGCAAAACCACCCCAAAACAUAAUUGAACCUCCACCAUAUUUCACUGUAGGUACUGUAUUCUUUUCUUUGUAGGCCUCAUUCUGUUUUCGGUAAACAGUAGAAUGAUGUGCUUAACCAAAAAGGUCUAUAUUGGUCUCAUCUGUCCACAAGAUGUUUUUCCAGAAGGACUUUGACUUACUCAAGUUAAUGUAGUCUUGCUUUUUUAUGUCUCUGUGUCAGCAGUGGGGUCCUCCUGGGUCUCCUGCCAUAGCGUUUCAUUUCAUUUAAAUGUUGACGGAUAGUUCGUGCUGACCCUGAUGCUUUGUGAGCCGGCAGGACAGCUUGAAUAUCUUUGGAACUUGUUUGGGGCUGCUUAUCCACCAUCCGGACUAUCCUGCGUUGACACCUUUCAUCAAUUUUUCUCUUCCAUCCACGCCCAGUGAGAUUAGCUACAGUGCCACGGGUUGCAAACUUCUUGAUAAAGUUGUGCACUGUGGACUAAAGCAAAUCUAGAUCUCUGGAGAUGGACUUGUAACCUUGAGAUUGUUGAUAUUUUUCCACAAUUUUGGUUCUCAAGUCCUCAGACAGUUCUCUUUCUUUUGUCCAUGCUUAGUGUGGCACACAGACACACAAUGCUAAGACUAAGUGAACUGCUCUCCUUUUUAUCUGCUUUCAGGUGUGAUUUUUAUAUUGCCCACACCUGUUACUUGCCCCAGGUGAGUUUAAAGGAGCAUCAUAUGCUUUAAACAAUCUUAUUUUUCCACAAUUUUGAAAGGGUGCCAAUAAUUUUGUCCAGACCAUUUUUGGAGCUUUGGAGUUAGCUUUUUUUCCUCCCUUUUUUGGUUUAGUUCCAAUACACACAAAUGUAUUUUCGCAAUACAGGAACAUUUUAACCUCCUCUUGCAGUUCUAGUGCACUGGACACAGACCGUAUGGUUCAAGGUUAAUUUCAGUAGAACUGUGGGAGGUCCAAGAAUAGCACCAGUCAUGUAGGUGCUAUAAUGCACCCCUAUAAGGACAUGGUCACAUGGUGGAAUUUCGCAGAAGACUUUCACCGGAAAUUUUGGCCAAAUUUACUGCCUAUUGAUCUCAAUGGGAUUCCGCAGUUAUUAAGGCAGCAGAAUUUCCACAGCAGGCAUGCCGCCGUGAAAACUCAGUUUUCAGCAUUCCACAAAAAUCAAUAGGGCUUGAAUUUCGGCAGAAGUCUGUGUUCUGAGAAAACAGAAAUUCUGCCGCAAUUCCGUUCAGCAAACUUUGCUAAAUGGAAUUUGUGGAAAUUCUGCCGUGUGAACAUAGCCAAAGGGUGGCUUAAGGCAUCACUGUCAAUUGAAUAAGCCUUUGACAUGUUGUCCAGACAUGUUAAAAGCACUGAAUCUCACUCCUCAGACAUGCUGCGAUGGCGAGGUAUAACCCUGUAAAGUGUACAGCAGAGCUCUUCACUCCCCGGGCAGCUGCUCCUUCCAAUCUCUUCACUCCAUAGACUUAUGCAAUGAAAAGAUUGGAUGAGCAACAGUCGAGGAGUGAGAUGCACACUUUUUGGGGCAUUUUUGCCUACAAAAACGCUGUUGUCUGUUCUAAUCCUAAGUGCAGUUUUUGUAGGCAUCUUAUUCAAGCCACAAAAUUAAAAAUAAAUAAAUAAAUAAGUGUGAAGGAUAUCAUACAGACAUCUAAAAAUGGCCUGAAGGAUAACAACAUAAGGCUCUGUUCACACUACCAUUACUGUCCACUCCCUUGGUUUACAUUACCUCUUGACAAGUAGAACAGUAUAGUCUGCUGUGGACCAUUUAAACAUCAGUGGGAUCCUUCAGGAUCUGCUAUGCAAUGGAUCGGUCAUAACUGUCAUGGCUUCGAUAAUAACAAUAACCCUAAUACUAGUGUAAAAGGAAUCAAGAAAUUUACCAUUAUUUUCCUUUUGUUUAAAGGGAUUCUGUUAGCUGUUUUCGCUGCUAAGUGCUGCAGACACUGUUUGAUAGUUUCCAGCAUAUAAAAGGAACUGUUCCUUUCCUAGAGCUGAUUGUGGUUCCCAAACUUAUGAAAUUGGCAAAUGUCAAGGAGGCAAGGCCAAACUACUCAAGUGCCACAGCCUGGCACACUACCCUACCUUUCAGCCCUGCCUUUAUUGGUGUAUAGAGUUCUGUUAGUCAAUCAAGGAGGGGCUGGAAGGUAAGGUGCUGUGCCAGGCUGUGGCACUUGAACAAUUUGGCUCUGGCACUUGAACAGUUUGGCUCUGCCUCCUUGACACUUGGCUGGGAAAUAUUAGCUUCAACAAAAGGUACACUUUGCGUUUAUGCCUUAAUAACUAUACAACAGUGUCUGCAGCUCUUGGCAGCAAACAGAUUCCCUUUAAAGGGGUUAUCCAAGAAUAGAAAAACAGAGCUACUAUCUGUCAAAAAACACUCCCCAUCUGUCUCCAGGUUGGGUGUGGUUCUGCAGCUCUGUUCAAUUGAAGUGAAUGGAGCCAUGUUAUAAAACCACACCCAACCUGGAAACAGACGUGGAGCUGUUUUUGACAGAAAUUCUCAGUUUUCUUUUUUUCUAUUCCUGAAUAACCCCUUUAAUCGUAAUAAUAAUAAUUAUUUUAUUUAUAUAGUGCCAACAGAUUCCGUAGCACUUUACAAUUCUUACCAACAACAUUCCCUUUUCUAUUUCAACUUUCUUAAAUCUGUGUAUUUUCUCAUAUGUAUAGCAUUAGAGAUCAAAUAAAUGAAGCACUGCCCAGUCAAGAAAUACUUUUUUUAUAUUUCAAAAAGUUUAUCAAAAAGAUCAAAUCCUCUAUAACAAGUAGUUUUUAGUUAUUUUGCACAGAGACCUAGAACCGCAUAUUUCAUGUAACAACCCUUGAGGCUCACCUGAUGAUAACCCAGCACCUUUGAUACAACUUCGCUGUUACACAGGAUCUUCGAAAAUUCAGUCUUGUCUUCCGUAUGUAAGGGACUUCUGUCAUUUUAUUACCCACAUGGCAUGUUGUAAGCAAAGUGAUCUACAUAAAACAGCUACUUCAGUCUACAGUGUUGAUGAUAUGUCCGCCUAUGUGUUUGGUACUGGAAAACGAUAUCUUAUUGCUUGACCAAAUAUUAUUGUUUUAGUGUUUGGCAUGUUAUCUCUCUAUAUUUCCAGGUAAUUGGCGUCACAAUUUAUAUAUCCACUAUUCUGUUUUCUAACAUGGGGAGUCACGAGUCUGAACUAUGGAAUAUAAUGUGCUAAAGCAAAAGUGCCGUGUUGUAUGGCCAUGAUGAGAGUGUUAUUAAUAUCUCUCUCUCGCCACCCAGGCUGAAUCCAGCUGUUGCAAAACUACAACUUCCAGCAUGCCCGGACAGCCACAGCUGUCCGGGCAUGCUGGGAGUUGAAGUUUAGCAACAGCUGGAGGAAUCCUGUUUAGAAAAUACUGCUCUAGUCUACUACUAAAAGUUGUUAUCGGGUUAUCCAAAAUUAGGGAAGCGGCGCUGCUUUUGAAAGCGCUGUUAUUUUAUAUAUUAAGUUAGAUAUAAAACAUAUAUUCAUUGGAAUGAAGUGUGGAGUAUUACUACCUUGUUGUUGUUGUUGGUUCAAUUCUUCUAUUAAUAACCUGCCAACUCUGUCCUCUAUAUGCUGUUUCUUAUAACCUAAUGUGAGAAUUCUCCCAGUGUAAACAUUGUUCAUACUAUAAUGUAACGUCAGUGCUUAGCCUGAAAUUAUAGUUUUUGGGUUUGUUUGUUUUUUUGUAUUUUAUUGAAAAACUUGCUAAUAAAAACAGAUUUAACAUAAUAAAUAAAAAUAAAACAGCGCUAUGUCUGUCCUCCGGUUUUGUGUAGUAUUACAGCUUGGCUCCAUUUACUUCAGUGGAAAUAAGUUGCAAUGCCACCCAAAUGGGGACACGAGUGGUGCCGUUUCUGGAAGAAAUCAGCUUUGUUUCUCUAAUCCUGAAUAACCCUUCCUAAAUGUGAAGCUAGGUGUUGUGGGAAGAGUGUUUUAACAUGUCCCUUCUCUCCUGUCUAUGUAAAGCAGCUAUUGCAUCAGUGAUCGAGCAGUUUAGCAAAUUCAGGACUCUGUUAGAAUGGGUUGACGUAGCAGAUUUUCUAAGAGAAACUUCUGCAACUGGAAAUACUUUUCAUAAAUCUGAAUGGGGAUUCUGAAGCUUGUACGUGGAUUUACGCAAGGCCUAUUCAGAUGAAUGGGACGCAAUCCUGCACAUCAGGCCUCAGACAGUAGAGGAAGGCAUGCUGUGCUGAAACGCGUAAUGGUUUGUACCUGUGUCAUGACCAGAUGCAAAUAAACACUACAGUUAUUGCAUCUUAUUUGGUGAGCGCUACUCCACCACCAUUGUAGUUGUCCUGACACUUAUCCACAAUUCAGAUGAAUGGGGUGCUUGCAGAAAUUUUAGCAACAAAUCUGCUGCUUGUGAAUAUAUUUAAAAUGAAAUGCCUGCGACUGUCCCAUUUAUCUUGUAGAAGCUUGUGCAUAUGCUGCAAAUAAAUGUUAUGUAAUAAUACUUCUCUGUGCCCCUAAAACCCCUUCCAUAUACAGUGGUCCCUUAAAGGGGUACUCCCGAUGCCAGGAGCUUGUGACAUCAUAGCCCCGCCGCUCAA
Messenger RNA from Hyla sarda, 15354 nucleotides. It is a transcript of the gene PITPNM3, whose product is annotated as PITPNM family member 3. Gene Ontology annotation, molecular function: phosphatidylcholine intramembrane carrier activity; phosphatidylinositol binding; phosphatidylinositol transfer activity. Gene Ontology annotation, cellular component: cytoplasm. NCBI's taxonomy places the organism in Eukaryota, Metazoa, Chordata, Amphibia, Anura, Hylidae. Bases 596 to 3457 code for a protein of 953 amino acids. Gene Ontology annotation, biological process: phospholipid transport. The transcript has 20 exons. The record is from RefSeq and is a predicted model, not a curated record.